This is a messenger RNA of Coprinopsis cinerea okayama7#130, 666 nucleotides long. RefSeq lists its product as hypothetical. The record is from RefSeq and is a predicted model, not a curated record. NCBI's taxonomy places the organism in Eukaryota, Fungi, Basidiomycota, Agaricomycetes, Agaricales, Psathyrellaceae. The transcript is spliced from 2 exons. The coding region runs from base 1 to 666 and encodes 221 amino acids.
AUGGUUCAACCAGAAACUCUAAUAAGGAACGCCUCGUUGCGCGGCGUGUUUUCCCCAGCCAUCCUUCGCCCAGAGCUCCCAAGGGGAAACCUAUCCGAUUACUCCCAUGUCCGCCCUCUGUUCAAACGAAGAAUACCGUGGUGGGCCACGAGAGCUGGAACUGCUGGAAUAUUGGUCGCUCUUUCGACGGUGACAGUCUGGAGUGUACGGAACGCGCUGACGCGAACCGUACCUAUACUAGAUGCCGACGGGAACGAAACCUCCGAGCGACAGUUGGCUCCAAAGAUGCAACGAGUGGGAUGGGCCAGUUUCAAUGUUCUUCUGGGCCUCACGAGCACCGGGGUGUUGUUUGCAAGACGGCCUCGCACCAUUCGAUCAGUAUAUGUGGUCUCCAAAACAUCUCCAGCGGUCCCGUCAAGUAUGAGACUGUUCUUGCAAUCGGCGGUGGAUGUUGAAGGGAAGGGAUAUGAUUUGCCAAUGUGGAGUGUCAAGUGGGAGGGCGAGAAGGUGAUAACUCACCUCGAUCCGGAUGCGAACCUGAAGAUUGGCUUUUGGAAUGCGGAGGUUGAUGGAACGAGCUAUGACAGUUACCAGGGUGCAUUGGACAAGUUUGACGAGGAGUGGAGAAAGCUGCAUACAAGUUCGACCAAGGAGUCGAAGCAUUGA